Syngnathus acus (greater pipefish) is the source of this 3976-nucleotide messenger RNA. It is a transcript of the gene dhx9, whose product is annotated as DEAH (Asp-Glu-Ala-His) box helicase 9. The record is from RefSeq and is a predicted model, not a curated record. The transcript has 28 exons. Gene Ontology annotation, molecular function: ATP binding; 3'-5' DNA/RNA helicase activity; 3'-5' DNA helicase activity. The coding region runs from base 159 to 3917 and encodes 1252 amino acids. Gene Ontology annotation, cellular component: intracellular anatomical structure; nucleolus; ribonucleoprotein complex. Lineage: Eukaryota; Metazoa; Chordata; Actinopteri; Syngnathiformes; Syngnathidae. Gene Ontology annotation, biological process: positive regulation of transcription by RNA polymerase II; regulation of mRNA processing.
CAUAAGGUGCGCGUGAACUCAAAACAAAGCCGAAGAAGACGAGGGCAUCCUGUCGGGACGACGUACUGAUAUUCACGGAGCCGUUAUUUGAGCGUUACUCGCAGGAGCAACACCAAACUGUCGGUGCAAGAGGGAAAGACGCUCAUCCCGUCUUUGCCAUGGCUGACAUCAAGAACUUCCUGUACGCAUGGUGUGGCAAAAAAAAGUUAACCCCCAACUAUGACAUCCGCGCCGCCGGCACCAAAAACCGAUUCAUGUGUGAGGUACGCGUGGACGGCUUCAACUACACCGGCAUGGGCAACUCCACCAACAAGAAAGACGCCCAGUCCAACGCCGCUCGGGACUUUGUCAACUUUCUGGUCCGGGUGGGAGAAAUGAGCGCCGCCGAGGUUCCGGCCCUUGGCCAGGCGGGCGUGGCCCAGCACGCGGGCGUGCCGGGCACCCAUCAGCCUGACGGAGAAGCCAAGGCGCCCUUUGGGAGUCUGCCGUCCAGCGGGCCGCUGCCACCUCAUCUGGUGGUUAAGGCGGAACAAGAGGAGAUGCGGGCUGCUCCAGUUCCGGGGGUAACUGGACUGGGGUACUCUGGCGGCGGUGGGGGAGCUGACUGGGAGCGUGGCGCCAACCUGAAGGACUACUACGCCAGGCGGGAUGAACAAGAAGCUCAGGCGACUCUGGAGUCGGAGGAGGUUGACCUGAACGCCAGUCUUCAUGGCAACUGGACUCUGGAGAACGCCAAAGCCCGUCUCAACCAGUUCUUCCAGAAGGAGAAGACCAGCGCUGAGUAUAAAUACAGCCAAGUGGGGCCCGACCACAACAGGAGCUUCAUCGCCGAGAUGCAGCUGCAUGUCCGACAACUUGGCCGCCGUGUGACCGCACGCGAGCAUGGCUCCAACAAGAAGCUGGCGGCGCAGUCGUGCGCCCUGUCUCUGGUGCGCCAGCUGUACCACUUGGGCGUCAUCGAGCCCUACUCGGGCGUCACCAAAAAGAAGGAGGGAGAACGCCUGGAAGUGUUUGAUGUGCCGCUGACUCCGGAGCUCCAGCAGCAGCUCAGCGUUGUCGUUGAGGAGCUCGGGGUGCGGAUCCCUCCGCCCCCUGCAAACCCCGGCGAGACAGUAUCGUUGCUUCCCGCCAAGGUGUCGGCGUUUGAGCCAUCUCAGCGGCAGAGUGGGGCAGGCGUGGUGCCAUGGUCCCCGCCACAGGUCAACUGGAACCCCUGGACCAGCAGCAACAUCGACGAGGGCCCGCUGGCCUUUUGCACGCCGGAGCAAAUCAGUAAUGACCUUCAGCAUGAGAUGACAGAGCGGCUGGAGCACGACGAGCACCUUCACAAGAUGCUGAGCGAGCGCGAGCAGCUGCCUGUCAAGAAAUUUGAGGAGGACAUUAUGUCCGCAGUGAACAACAACUCAGUGGUAAUCAUCAGAGGGGCCACCGGCUGCGGCAAAACCACUCAGGUCCCACAGUACAUCCUGGACCGCUUCAUCAAGGCGGGCCAAGCCGCCCACUGCAACAUCGUGGUCACGCAGCCCAGACGUAUCAGCGCUGUGUCGGUGGCGGAGCGCGUGGCCACGGAGAGGGCGGAGGAUCUGGGUCGGAGCUGCGGCUACAGCGUCCGCUUUGAGUCCAUCCUGCCCCGCCCUCACGGCAGCAUCCUUUUCUGCACCAUCGGCGUACUCCUGAGAAAACUGGAGGCGGGGAUUCGAGGAAUCAGCCACGUCAUCGUGGAUGAGAUCCACGAGAGAGACAUCAAUACGGACUUCCUGAUGGUCGUCCUCAGGGACGUGGUCUUGGCAUUCCCGGAGAUCCGCGUCAUCCUCAUGUCGGCCACCAUCGACACCAGCAUGUUCCGGGAGUACUUCUUCGACUGCCCGGUCAUCGAAGUGUUCGGACGCACCUUCUCCGUGCAAGAGUACUUCCUGGAAGACUGCAUCCAGAUGACCAACUUUGUGCCGCCCCCGCUUGAGCGCAAGAAGAGAGACAAAGAUGAGGAAGGCGGCGCAGACGAAGACGUCAACUGCAACGUGCUAUGCGGGGACGAGUACUCGGCGGAAACCAAGCGCUCCAUGGCACAGUUGAACGAGAAGGAGCUGUCUUUCGAGCUGGUGGAGGCUCUGCUCAAGUACAUCGAGACACUGCGCGUGCUGGGUGCCGUCCUGGUCUUCCUACCAGGCUGGAACCUCAUUUACGCCAUGCAGCGCCACCUGGAGUGCAAUCCCCACUUUGGCCCGAGCCGAUACCGCAUUCUCCCGCUACACUCUCAGAUUCCCAGAGAGGAGCAAAGGCAAGUCUUUGAUCCUGUGCCGGAUGACGUCAGGAAGGUGAUUUUGUCCACCAACAUUGCCGAGACCAGCAUCACCAUCAACGACGUGGUCUACGUCAUCGACUCCUGCAAGCAGAAGGUGAAGCUGUUCACAUCUCACAACAACAUGACCAACUACGCCACCGUGUGGGCCUCCAAAACCAACCUGGAGCAGAGGAAAGGGCGGGCCGGCCGAGUUCGAGCCGGGUUCUGUUUCCACCUCUGCAGCCGCGCGCGAUUUGACAAGCUGGAGACCCACAUGACUCCCGAGAUCUUUAGAACUCCGCUGCAUGAAGUUGCCCUGAGCAUCAAGCUGCUGAGGCUGGGCGCCAUCGGUCACUUCCUGUCUAAAGCUAUCGAGCCGCCGCCGCUGGAUGCCGUCAUAGAGGCGGAACACACGCUCAGAGAACUGGACGCGCUGGAUUCGAACGAUGAGCUGACUCCGCUGGGGCGCAUCUUGGCCCGCUUGCCCAUCGAGCCUCGGCUAGGAAAGAUGAUGAUCAUGGGCUGCAUUUUCCACGUGGGAGACGCCAUGUGCACCAUCUCGGCGGCGACCUGCUUCCAAGAACCCUUCAUUAGCGAGGGCAAGCGUCUGGGCUUCGUCCACAGGAACUUUGCCGGCACCCGCUUCUCAGACCACGUCGCACUCUUGUGCGUCUUCCAGGCCUGGGACGAAGUCAGGAUCAACGGCGAGGAGGCGGAAAGUCGCUUCUGCGAACACAAACGUCUCAACAUGGCAACCCUGCGGAUGACCUGGGAGGCCAAAGUCCAGCUCAAGGAGAUCCUGGCCAACUCUGGAUUUCCCGAAGAGUGUCUGUUGACACAGACGUUCACGGCAGUGGGCCCGGACAACAACUUGGACGUGGUGGUGUCUCUGCUGACGUACGGCGCCUAUCCCAACGUUUGCUUUCACAAGGAGAAGAGGAAGAUCCUCACCACGGAGGGACGCAACGCCCUCAUCCACAAAACUUCCGUCAACUGCCCUUUCACCAACCACGACCUCGCCUACCCGUCGCCCUUCUUCGUUUUCAGCGAGAAGAUUCGCACACGAGCCAUUUCCGCCAAAGGGAUGACGUUGGUUAGUGCCCUGCAGCUUCUGCUAUUCGCUUGCAAGAAGGUCUACUCCGACGGAGACGUGGUGGAGCUGGACGACUGGAUCAAGCUGCGGCUCCCUCACGAGACUGCAGGCCACAUCCUGGCUCUCCGGGUGGCGCUGGAGGCUGUGGUGGUGGAAGUGAGCAAAGAGCCUGAGCACAUCUCCCAGUUGGACCAAAGCAACCAGCGGCUGCUUAACCUCAUCCGACAUGUGUCCAAGCCUUCCGCCGCGGGAGUCAACCUGGCCGCCGCCGCCAACCGCAGGAUGGGCGACGGCCCUCGCCCCCCCAAGAUGGGACGCUUUGACAGAGGGGGCGGAGAAGGAGGCUACCAGGGGGGAGGUGGGGGAUACAGAGGGGGAGGCGGCUAUGGCCAAGCAAGAGGGGGCUACCGAGGAGGCUAUCGAGGCUAUCGAGGCGAAAGAGGGCCAUAUGGCGGAGGAGGGGGCUACCGAGGUAGAGGGUGGGGCGGCCGAGGGGGCAACGGCCGAGGGGGCUACGGCCGAGGCGGCUAUGGUGGUUACUAAGAGGAAACUUUGCGCUGGCCAUCAUUGUCUUCUCGGCUUCAAUAAAUCACCAAACAGAC